ACAAAGGAAGCAACAGAAAAUCAGAGCUUAUUAAUAACUCUUCCUUCGACCUCCAAUAACCCGAAAAACUAGGGUUUUGAGUUGAAUUCCAGGGUUUUUGCGAGGUUGAGGAAGAGCUUGAUGGAAGAAAUUGUAGAAGGCGUUAACUCCAUGAACUUGAGUUCCGAUUCAUAUGAUUCAUAUAAGAAGAAUCGGAUUCAGGUCUCCAACACCAAGAAACCCUUGUUCUUCUAUGUCAAUCUCGCUAAGAGGUACAUGCAGCAGCAUGAUGAGGUUGAACUUUCUGCUCUGGGAAUGGCAAUUGCCACAGUUGUUACAGUUGCCGAAAUUUUGAAAAACAAUGGAUUGGCUAUUGAGAAGAAGAUUGCAACCUCAACUGUUGAUAUCAAGGAUGACUCUAGAGGAAGACCUGUCCAGAAAGCUAAGAUUGAGAUAUUGCUGGGUAAAACCAAAAACUUCGAUGAAUUGAUGGCCGCUGCUGCUGAGGAAAGGGGGGAGAUAGGUGAUGCAGACGAGCAGAGUUAAAAGAUGGAUUACGUUUGCUAUAUCUUUUUAUUUUAGCUAUAAUUUUGUUAGCGAUAUCGAAUUUUCCUUCAAUUAUUUGUAGCUCUUUACAGAUACGCUAGAAGCUGAGGCACUAUUUUAUUUUCAUUGUGAGUUUGUUCAUAAAUUUCGUUUUAGGGAUCUUCACAAUUUAUUUGGAGUCUUUCUUUUACCAUAUAGGAAACCAAGUUUUGUAUUCUU
This is a messenger RNA of Benincasa hispida (wax gourd), 744 nucleotides long. RefSeq lists its product as uncharacterized. Lineage: Eukaryota; Viridiplantae; Streptophyta; Magnoliopsida; Cucurbitales; Cucurbitaceae. Gene Ontology annotation, cellular component: nucleus. The record is from RefSeq and is a predicted model, not a curated record. Gene Ontology annotation, molecular function: RNA binding.